AUUGACAGUUUUUGAUUGACCGGCGGCGUGCGGAAGGCGUACGUUCGAGUUUUCGAGAAAAAUUGUUUCGUCCAUGCGUGAUAUUCCCAUUUUCUUCUAGUAACUGCUUUGUCGCACUAAUUUAAAGAUAAAUAAUCAAAAUGACCGUGGAUCAAGGAGUAGACAUCACAGAGGCUGGGGACCGUGGUGUGUUGAAGCGUAUUAUCAAAGAGGGCGAAGGCACCGAUACUCCGAACCCUGGGUGCCAAGUGACCGUCCACUACACGGGCACAUUGCUGGAUGGCACGAAGUUUGACUCCAGCAAGGACAGGAACGAACCUUUCGAAUUCCAACUUGGCAAAGGUGUGGUGAUCAAAGCAUGGGACAUCGGCAUAGCGACAAUGAAGAAGGGAGAGGUGUGUGUCCUGACCUGUGCCCCGGAAUAUGCAUAUGGAGCUGCGGGAAGUCCCCCCAAGAUUCCCCCAAUGGCUACUCUUCAGUUUGAAGUAGAAAUGAUAGACUGGAAGGUGGAAGACCUUAGUCCUGGGAAGAACAAGGGCAUAUUGAGGCAUAUCAUCGAGCAGGGCGCCGCCGAGUACGAGAGCCCUAACGACGGUUCCCUUGUCACAGUCGAGCUGGAAGGCAAGCUGUUGCCAGACGGGAAAGUGUUUGACACGAGAACGGUCACAUUCUCCAUCGGCGAGGGCAGCGAGAGCAACGUCUGCGAGGGCGUCGAGCGCGCCCUGGAGAAGUUCCAGAAGGGGGAGAAGUCCAGGCUCACCAUACAGCCGAAGUAUGCCUUCAAGUCCGAAGGUAACGCUGACCUGGGCGUGCCACCGAACACUCCGGUGGAGUACAUUGUGAAGCUGGUGAGCUUCGAAAAGGCCAAGGAGACGUGGUCCAUGGACGGCUCCGAGAAGCUGGACCAAGCGAGGAUAUUCAAAGAGAAGGGAACCAAUUACUUCAAGGCGAACAAGUACCAGUUGGCCAUUAAGAUGUACAAGAGGAUCGUACCGCUGAUUUCUGACAUGCCAGAAGACUCCAGCGAAACAGAAGAGAACAAGCAACAAGCCAAAGAGCUGCUGAUAUCAGCGCAUUUGAACCUGGCCCUAGUCUACCUCAAGGUAACCCCACCGCACCACUUCGAGGCCAAAGACAACGCGUCGAAAGCCCUAAAGUUGGAGCCCCGCAACGUGAAGGGGCUGUUCCGGCGCGGGCUGGCGCUGCUCGGCCUCGGGGACGCUGAACUCGCCCUUCAAGACUUCCAGGCGGUGGCGCAGGCCGAGCCGCAGAAUAAGGCGGCCGCCAACCAGAUUAUAGUUUGCCGGGCUACGAUCCAAAAACAACAACAGCGCGAGAAACAAUUGUACGCGAACAUGUUCGACAAGUUCGCCAAGAAGGACACGGAGCUGGAGAAACAAAGAGCUAGACAGGAAGUGGACGUGAUCGGCGAGAAGGUGGGCGAGUGGGGCGCGGGGGAGGGGGAGUGGACCGACCAGCAGCGAGACCGGAAACCCACGGAGUUCGAGAAGGAGAAUCCGAACAUCCUUAUGUUGGACAAGAGCGGACAAUUCGAGAAUAUGUGAACAAAUGACGGUAGUUGAGAAAACGUUUGAUCGAACAUUCCCGGAUAGGCUGUGUUCGUUUUUUGAAAGUCUAAUGCCGUGUUUGUGACGAAUUCGAUAUUCGAAAAUAACUUACUGUAUUCUUUUAUAAGACGCCAUGUCUUAGCUUUUGUUUCGUAAUUUAAAUGACAGAUUUAGGUUAUGGGCAUUUCUAAAAUGUGAAAUAGACAAUUUCUCUUUAAUUUUAUAUGUUGGCUUAUGUAAAUUCAUUUAAGUUUUACGAUUGGCGCAAAAACACUAUUUUUACUUACAUUUUUAUUUCAAUUAAAAAAUCGGCAUUAGACAUUACCUGAAAGUAUUGUUAUACUUAGCACGAAUCUUAUUUUAUGAUCAUAUUUAGUGUCUCCAAAUAUGUGCCUUUACAAUAAUAUACAAUAGCUGAAAUAUUUGCACGUUUUGUUUGUUCAUUAACUAUGGGAGCAUGCUUUGUAAGAUCAUUGGUCGAAUGUUCGUUCUUUUCCACGGAUCUCCUUUACCAAAACUUAAUGAAUUUCUAAUAUUUAGGAUUUUUCCUCUACAAUAUUUGUAGCUGUAUGGCAAUAAUGUCAUGUUUUUUUUUACUCUUACUCUGUAUUCGAUGAAAUAUUUUUAGUUAGUUCGUAGUUCCAAAAUGUAAUAUUUUAUCGUAACAAAACAAAAUAUGAAGUCUUAUGGCCAAGGAAUUGUGUUCGAAUUUCAAAUGUUGACAUUCCUAAUUUUUUUUACUUGUUUACAAUUUUUUUGUAAGGCUAUUUGAAAAAAAUAAAAUUUUAACCUUUGUGCUCGGUCGGUUUAAAACAUUUCCUGAACAACGUGUAAUAAAUAUGUUUUGUUUGCAGAUUUCUUACAUUUCUUGUAUAAACCGUGAUAUGAUUUUAAAUAAAUUGUUACAAGUCAA
This is a messenger RNA of Amyelois transitella, 2481 nucleotides long. RefSeq names its product FK506-binding protein 59 (gene Fkbp59). The transcript has 9 exons. Lineage: Eukaryota; Metazoa; Arthropoda; Insecta; Lepidoptera; Pyralidae. Bases 141 to 1565 code for a protein of 474 amino acids. The record is from RefSeq and is a predicted model, not a curated record. Gene Ontology annotation, molecular function: protein binding; peptidyl-prolyl cis-trans isomerase activity.